AUGGGUAUUUCGGAUAUGACUUUAAAACAGAAAUCUGGUGUCGCGAGAGACGUUGGAAAGUAUGCCUGGUUGAUAUUUACCUUGCUUAUGACUGUGACGUUAGUAGUCUUCAUUGUCGAUGCAUUCAUAAACUUCUUGAAGUACAACACUGUCACUCAAAUAUCCGCCGACAACAAAAAUCGUAUCGACUUUCCGGCAGUGACCAUCUGCAACAUGAACAUGGUCAAAAAGAGCAUCAUCCAUUGCAAUGACACGGUGUUCGCAGGAUUGGACACAAUUUUCCUGAACUUUGGAGAAACUCUCGUGAUAGAGGACAUACUUACCCCGGGAUUAGGGUUUGUAAAAGGAGAGAUUCCAAACGGGGAACAAAUGUUGCAGUGUCUUCUGCAAUACUCCAACACCGUACGGGAGAUGCUGCCGAUAUGCACUUGGAAAGGAAGACUGGAGCCGUGUCAGAAUCUAUUUAUAACUACACUGACUGAGAUGGGUGUGUGCUUCACAUUUAAUGGGGAAGGGAACCAGCGGUUACAGACAUCACACUCCGGAUCUGAUGGAGGACUCGGAGUGUUUAUUGAUAUUCAACAAGCAAAUUACUUUUACUCGUCUACCAUUCAAGCAGGGAUAAAGGUGGUCCUCCAUGAACCGGAAGAGGCCCCUCUUCCUUCCAUGCGUGGAUUUUUGGUGGCUCCUGGACUGUCAGCUGAGGCCGUCAUCAGCAGAACAGGGAAAAAUUUCCUAGAUGAACCAUAUGGUAGGUGCUUAAACAUUGAAGAAGUGGGGAACCCUCUACAUCGAUACAAAUCCUACAGCGAAAAGGCCUGCCGAAUGGAGUGCAUGAUAGAUUACCUGGUCAGUGCUGAUGAACACUGCAGAAACUGUCGUCACUUCCUCUACCCCGGACCAGAGCGUUUGUGCGAGUAUAAGGAACUGGAAGAUUGCUUCGUAUUUUAUCGAAAUGCAUCGACAAGUGGUUUUACAAAAGGCUGCAAGUGUAAAAGACCAUGUGUCAUGUACCAAUAUAAAACGUCCAUAUCGUAUGCUCGAUUCAUGUCGGAUUUUAUGAACACCUACUUUCUUACGAAGGGUUUUUUUCUUUCCAACGAGUACUCAAAAGACAAUUUCAUAGAGUUGAAGAUUUAUUACGAUUCUCUAAUUGAGACUGCUGUAACGGAAGUUCCAGAGUUCAAUAUUUUUGAGAUGCUCAGUGAUAUCGGAGGUCUCAUGGGAAUUUUCUUGGGCGCCAGUCUAUUGUCUCUGGUUGAGUUGCUGGAAUUCUUUAUACUCCUUCUGAGACCUCGCAACAAACUGAAGACCGCGGAGGCACCUGCCGUGGAGAAGGACACGACGUCACUUAAAGAAAGUGAGGGGGGAACUACGCACACCCCCGUCAAACAAAAAACUGGCAAAGGACACAGAAAAUUGGGGAACAAAAAAAUAUAUAUUGCCCAAAAGAAAAUUUAA
Molecule: messenger RNA, 1461 nt
Organism: Ostrea edulis (European flat oyster)
Lineage: Eukaryota; Metazoa; Mollusca; Bivalvia; Ostreida; Ostreidae
Product: acid-sensing ion channel 1B-like
Exons: 8
Coding region: 1-1461 (486 amino acids)
Biological process (GO): sodium ion transmembrane transport
Cellular component (GO): membrane
Molecular function (GO): ligand-gated sodium channel activity
Source: RefSeq, a predicted model, not a curated record